This is a messenger RNA of Colletotrichum paranaense, 471 nucleotides long. RefSeq lists its product as uncharacterized. Lineage: Eukaryota; Fungi; Ascomycota; Sordariomycetes; Glomerellales; Glomerellaceae. The record is from RefSeq and is a predicted model, not a curated record. The transcript has a single exon. The coding region runs from base 1 to 471 and encodes 156 amino acids.
AUGCCCUGUGACGUAUCACGGAGCGACCCCUGUUGGAAAUGUUGGUCCAGCUCCCCGUCGCCAGGCAAGAAAUACAUCUGCAGCUGCAGCCAGUCAAAGUCUUGCGACAUCAACAGUGGCGGUCAAUCAGUCAACACGUGUAAUUCAUCGCCAGCAUCCUCAACGUGUUCCAGACCUACCUUGCUCUUUUCCACCCUCCUCAACCCCCCUACUUCUUGUCAUUUGUGCCCACCCCGCCCUCCCAUCUCCGAGUCACGCUGCCAAACUACCGUGCAGCUUGUCACCAUCGACAACCUAGUACCUACUAGUCGAAGCCUGCGCUACCUUAUCCCGUGCCCUUGCUGCUUUCGACACCUUUCUUCUACAAGACAUCUUCCGUCAGCACCAAACUCGUUCCUGCAUUUGCCUCAUCCAAGCUGUGUCUAUCAGGCGCAUUGUCGAAACACCUACUCCCAGCCUCGGGGAUCUUGA